UUCAUCCUUUUUCCGUCUCUUUCUUACCAUCCGAUUCCUCUCGCUCAUCGUCCCCUUUCCCACUCGUCCUCUUCUUCCGAUUUGAGCUCGAGAAACCCUAGUCUCUCUCGUUCUCCCACUCUCCUUCUUGGGGAAUUUUGGGUUUUAUUGUUAAUUUCGAGCUCCAUCCUCACUCCGUUUCUCCUUCUUUAUGAAUCGUACGGCUGUGUUCCCCUAGUUCUGAAGCAAGCUAGGGUUUUUACCUGAACAGUUGAAAUGCCAUCGGAUAAGAAGCCGGAUUUGGUUAUGGAUGAUCAUGGAGUCGUCCAGUGUUCUUUUGCUGUGGAGUACGACGGUCCGCCAUUGCCGUACGAUCUCCCUCGUGCUGUUCCGAUCAAUGUCGAGAGAAUCCCAGUAGCCGCUGUGGUCUCUCCUGUCUGUCUCGCCGACAACUUGUCCUUUCCGGUUGUUCAGCCGAUUGUGUCUGGGGAUCCUCUGAGCAAGAAGUUCCCCAGAGAGAGGAUCCCUUCUUCGGUUUCUCCGACAUCUGUGAUCGGCAACUGCGGAUCUAACGACAUGGAACUGGUCUCCGAGUCCACCGUGUCGCCGACUUCGGUCAUUGCUUUCGAGGAGAGGACCGAGGAAGGCGCGAACUGCGGAUUGUCUGGUGAGUUGAGUUGCUCCAAUUAUGGCUCCGGCGAGUUGUCUGAAUUGGUGAAUCGUUCUAGGCAACUGGGAUCUUGUUCGAUUAAUCAUGAGCAGUCGAACACUCUUGAGUUCUCCGAUAGUUUUGAUAAGUCUAGAAAUAGUUCGGUGAGGUUGAGGUUGCCGCAUGGAAGGGAAGAGAGCUUAGAUUUGAAUGAUUCGAACCCAUUGCCUGAUUGGGAGUCUAAUGAAUCUGUCUUGAGUAUGGAUUAUCCGUCUUCGCGGGUUUCAUCUAUGAAGACAGGGGAUUGCCUUAAUGAAGCAAAUGGCGAUGGUAGGAGGCAACCGGUUGUUACUUUCCGUGAUAUCGCCUCUGAUGAUGCCUUCGUGGUUGAGGAUUCUAUUCAGGAGCAGACACGAGCAAUGCCAGUUAAGAAGCAGCCACAGACAAAGGGAAAAAAGGGAUCUUGUUAUAGGUGUUUCAAGGGAAGCCGGUUUACAGAGAAGGAGGUGUGUCUUGUUUGUGAUGCCAAGUAUUGUAGCAACUGUGUGCUUCGUGCGAUGGGUUCAAUGCCCGAAGGGAGGAAAUGUGUUACUUGCAUUGGUUGUCCAAUUGAUGAACCGAAACGUGGAAGUUUGGGGAAAUGUUCAAGGAUGCUUAAGAGGUUGCUGAAUGAUUUGGAGGUCAAGCAGAUAAUGAAAGCCGAGAAGUUUUGUGAAGCAAAUCAACUACCGGCCGAGUAUGUUUAUGUGAAUGGACAACCUCUCCAUCAUGAAGAACUGGUUGCACUGCAGACUUGCCCCAAUCCUCCCAAAAAGCUAAAACCAGGGAGUUAUUGGUAUGAUAAAGUUUCCGGUCUUUGGGGAAAGGAAGGAGAAAAGCCUUCUCAGAUAAUUAGUCCCCAUCUGAAUGUUGGAGGUCCUAUUAGUCCAGAUGCUAGCAACGGAAACACACAAGUUUUCAUUAAUGGUCGUGAGAUUACAAAAGUUGAGCUCCGUAUGCUGCAGUUGGCAGGAGUUCAAUGUGCAGGUAACCCCCACUUCUGGGUGAAUGAGGAUGGAUCAUAUCAAGAAGAAGGGCAGAAGAAUACAAAGGGAUAUAUAUGGGGCAAGGCUGGGACCAAGCUACUGUGUGCCGUCUUGUCACUUCCAGUACCUUCUAAAUCUGCAACGAACCCUUCUGGUGAACAACUCUACAGCAUGAAUAGCAGAAGCAUUCCUGACUAUCUCGAGCACAGGACAUUGCAAAAGAUUCUUUUGGUUGGAUAUAAAGGAUCUGGAACAAGCACAAUAUUCAAGCAGGCAAAGAUCCUUUACAAGGACAUACCAUUCUCAGAGGACGAGCGUGAAAAUAUAAAGGUGACUAUCCAGACCAAUGUGUAUGGUUAUCUCGGUGUGCUUCUUGAGGGUCGGGAGCGGUUCGAAGAUGAGGCUCUUAUUGACAUGAGGGUAGAGCAGUCUGCCCAUGGAAAUGGUCCCGCAGAUGAAGGUGAUGAUGCUAAAAGCAAUAUCAAGACUUUGUAUUCGAUUGGUCCAAGGCUUAAAGCAUUCUCUGACUGGCUAUUGAAGACUAUGGUUUCUGGAAAACUUGAGGCCAUUUUCCCAGCAGCUACUCGUGAGUACGCCCCAGUGAUUGAGGAGCUAUGGCGGGAUACUGCAGUCCAAUCAACUUACAAGCGAAGAAGUGAGCUAGGACUCCUCCCCAGUGUUGCGAGCUACUUUUUGGAACGUGCUAUUGACAUAUUGAAAAUGGACUAUGAGCCUUCGGAUUUGGAUAUUCUUUACGCUGAAGGAGUUACCUCAUCCAGUGGUCUAGCUUGUGUCGAUUUCUCGUUUCCCCAGUCGGUAUCCGAGGAGAACCUCGACCCUUCUGAUCAACAUGAUGCUCUGCUCAGGUACCAGCUCAUCAGAGUACCCUCGAGGGGCCUCGGAGAAAACUGCAAGUGGAUAGAGAUGUUCGAGGACGUGGGGAUGGUUGUGUUUGUCGUUGCACUGAGCGACUAUGACCAAUUCUCGGAAGACGGAUCAAACAAGAUGAUACAAAGCAGGAAACUCUUCGAGAGCGUAAUCACACAUCCGGUCUUCGAGCACAUGGACUUCCUCUUGAUACUCAACAAAUUCGACCAACUGGAAGAGAAGAUAGAACGGGUUCCAUUGACAAGGUGCGAGUGGUUCCAAGAGUUCCAGCCGGUGGUCAGCCGCCACCGAGCCAACGGCGGCAGCAGCAGCAGCAGCCCGUCGCUGGGACAGGUGGCGUUCCAUUACAUAGCGGUGAAGUUCAAGAGGUUUUACGCGUCGGUGACUGGGAAAAAGCUGUAUGUGACAAUGAACAAGGGCUUGGAUCCGAACAGUGUGGAUAUGUCUCUCAAGUUUGCAAAGGAGAUUCUCAAGUGGGGUGAAGAGAGAACAAACAACAUUUGUCUGAGCGAUUACUCAAUGUACAGCACCGAAGCUAGUUCCUUCUCUCAUUGAUUUGUCUUUUUAAUGUAGAAAUGAAUAUGUUGUUCUGUCA
Molecule: messenger RNA, 3136 nt
Organism: Tarenaya hassleriana
Lineage: Eukaryota; Viridiplantae; Streptophyta; Magnoliopsida; Brassicales; Cleomaceae
Product: extra-large guanine nucleotide-binding protein 1
Exons: 9
Coding region: 256-3096 (946 amino acids)
Biological process (GO): G protein-coupled receptor signaling pathway
Molecular function (GO): G-protein beta/gamma-subunit complex binding; GTPase activity; guanyl nucleotide binding
Source: RefSeq, a predicted model, not a curated record